Molecule: messenger RNA, 873 nt
Organism: Mitosporidium daphniae
Lineage: Eukaryota; Fungi; Microsporidia
Exons: 1
Coding region: 1-873 (290 amino acids)
Source: RefSeq, a predicted model, not a curated record
AUGUUUUGUAUGGCCCAAGUAUUUAGGGAUUGCAUCAUGCUUCUAUUUGGAAAGGAAUGUGGAAAAAAAGUUCUUGACAGUUUUUUGGAUGGUUUUGAAGCUGAUUGUAUGACGCUCUUUCUUUCUAGAGCCCUUAGCUAUGGCAUUCUUUUGGGAGGUCUUUUUGUUAAGGUUCCCCAAAUCAUUCGAAUUCUGAAUCAAGGGACUGCAUUUGGAAUACCUAUUUUCGCCCUGAUUUUAGAAAUUAUAUCCCUAUCCCUAUCUGUGGCCUAUAACUUUCGCAAAAUGCAUCCAUUUGAGCUCUAUGGCGAAGGCUUCUUUUUACUGAUCCAAACCAUUCUAAUCGCAUUUCUUGUAUUCUUUUUAGGUACCGAGGAGAAGCCCAAGAAUUUAAAAGAUCUCCAAACAGAGAAAUCAACUGCGAUCAACAAUAGUCAGGCAGACACCCAAGAUUCUUUGGACGAAAAAGACAAGACCACACCAACCUCUACUCAAGACGGCUCUGUCGUGGCCAAAAAAAAGGGAAUCACAUCUUGGCCCUUUUUGAUGGCGUCUCUUUUUGUCUGUCUCCUUGCCUUUCUGUACCAAUUUUUACUAAACUUUACCACCAUACAGGAAUUGGCUUUGCUUGUAAAAUACUGGGCUGUCCCUCUAUUUAUCCUAUCUCGAUUUAACCAAAUUAUUGCAAGUUUCACAGCAAAAUCUACAGGGGCUCUGUCUCCCAUAUCAUGUUUCCUGGUAGCUGCUGGGUCGUUGGCCAGAGUGUUUACAACCUUUGUUGGGGUAAAUGAUCCAUUGCUGAUGUUCUCUACCUCUCUCGCUGCAUUCCUAAAUACGGUGAUCCUGGUCCAAAUUGGACUAUAUGCCCUUUGA